AUGGCAAAGGAUAAGAAGAAAGAUGGCAAGAAGGCAGAAAAAACUGUACGUCCUCCUAUUCUUGCACAAGAUACUACAGGUGAGGGUAGUUCAACAAAGCUGACAGAUCUGCAGACCUUAGUGAAUGGAGUGGAAGAAACACAGGCAAAUCCAGUGAUAUCAGAUAAAGAACCAGAGGAGGUAGAAGAACCUCCAGUCCAAGAUGUUCCUCAAUACUACGAGGAGCCUGUUCUUACUCAAGUUAUCGUAAAAAGCUAUGAAGGUGAAAAAGUCCAUGGAUUGUAUGAGGGUGAAGGAUUUGCUUAUUUUGAGGGGGGAAAUACAUAUAAGGGCAUGUUUUCUGAAGGGCUUAUGCAUGGGCAAGGGACUUACACAUGGGCUGAUGGAGUAAAGUACGAGGGAACAUUUGUUAAAAAUGUGCAGAUGCUUAAUGGCCGUUAUACAUGGAAUGAUGGCAGCCUUUAUGAAGGAUCAAUCAAGAAUGGAGUUAGGCAUGGAUUUGGAGUUUUCAGAAGUGGUACUCGUCCUGUUUCUUACAUUGGCUAUUGGUGUAAAGGCAAAAGACAUGGAAAGGGUACCAUAUAUUAUGAUCAAGAACAUACCUCUUGGUAUUCAGGCGACUGGGUAAAUAACGUCAAAGAAGGAUGGGGAAUCAGAUGCUAUAAGUCUGGAAAUAUCUAUGAAGGUCAGUGGGAGAAAAAUGUACGUCACGGAAAAGGAAGAAUGAGAUGGUUAACAGCUAAUCAAGAGUAUAUGGGACAGUGGGUGUAUGGCAUACAGCAUGGAUAUGGCACCCACAUAUGGUUUUUGAAGAGAAUGCCUGUGUCUCAGUAUCCUUUAAGGAAUGAAUACAUAGGUGAUUUUGUAAAUGGGGAACGACAUGGACAUGGGAAGUUCAUAUAUGCCGGUGGAGCAGUGUACGAUGGUGAAUGGGUUUGUAAUAAGAAGCAUGGCAAGGGCAAGUUUGUCUUCAAGAAUGGUCAUAUUUAUGAAGGAGAGUUCAUAGAUGAUCGUAUAGUAGAAUAUCCUGCUUUUCAAGUGGAUGCAAUGAAUGCAAAAGAGCUGAAUGCCAUUUGCACAGGAAGUCAUUUUGGCCCUGAAAACAUCACCAUCAUUAAUGGCUCAGAAAAUACUUCUAUUCUGGGAUCGAAUAUUGAGUUGGAUAUAUCUUCACUGCUUGACUUGUUGCCAAGGGAAGAGAGACAUGAAGAAGUGAAACAAGUAGAAUUUGCUGUGUUGAGGCAUAUUACAGAACUGAGAAGAGUUUACACCUUCUACAGCAGCUUAGGCUGUGAUCAUUCUCUUGACAACACCUUCCUCAUGACUAAGCUCCAAUUUUGGAGAUUUCUGAAGGACUGCCAGUUUCAUCACUCCAACAUAACUCUUGCUGAAAUGGAUCGGAUAUUGAGUGGUCAUAAAACACCACUUGAGGAGAUACAUUGUCCACAUGAGACUUUACUGUUCAGAACGUUUUUGUCUUACCUUAUUCGUCUAGCAUUUCAUAUCUAUCAUGAAGAGCACAAAGAUAAAGGUCCUUAUCUGCAUAAGUGUUUCUUAGAAAUGAUGUCCAAGAAUGUUACUCCCACUGCCUGUCGUAUCCAAGGUAUCUUAUUUUCUGAAGAACGAUGUACAGUUUUUGCCAUGAGCUACAUCGACAAAUGCUGGGAAAUAUACAGAGCUUUUCGUAGACCGAGUACCAGACCUCCAUUUGAACCCACAAUGAAAAUGAGGCACUUCCUUUGGAUGUUGAAUGAUUUUAAACUUCUCAGCAAACAAUUAACUGCUUCAAGACUUGUGGAAAUACUUGUCAAAGAUGGGCCCUCUCUACAUGAUAGCAGUAGUACCAACCUGGAGCAGGAGUUGGUUUUUCUUGAAUUUGUUGAAGCUCUUCUUGAUUGUGCGUUGGUGUAUGUUACCAGUGAUAUGAUUAAGGAGCAAGUGGAUCGUGAUAAUCAGAAAAGAAGUAGCUUUAGAAUCGAGGGUCUCUCUGAGGGAACCACAAAUGUGUCUCUGUACCCAGAAUAUUCUCUGUCUCAGCCACUGAAACCUUGUGAAGACAGAGGGCAACCUCUUCAAGAAUUUCUACUGGAUACUGUCCUCUCAUUUCACACAACUCAUGGAGAUAUCAAAGAUGUUCCAUCGUUGUUCAUCUGGGAUGCAGAAGAAGAACAAGAUUUCUGUCCAGCAAAGGAACUGACAGAUGAACCAAAAGAAGCCAAAACUGAACAAGAUGAGGAAUUUAGUCUGUGGAUGUGUCAGGUGCAAAUCUUUUUUACAACUAAGUUCUUUCCUGCCUACCAGCAUGAAAAAGUGCUGAGAGAAAAAAUAAAAGAAAAUCAAAUACGGGAUGCAGAAUUAGCUGAGCUGAGAAAGAUCCAGGAUGAGGAGCUGGCAAAACUUAUUGCUGGAAGAGAAGCAGAAGAGGCAAAAAAACCAUUUGACUCCAGGAGUGCAGAUUUCAAGGAGUUAGAGGAGCCUAUGACACAGUUAGUACCCCCUCCGAAGGAAGAGGCACCCAUAGUGGCACCCCCAGUUGUUACCAAGGUGCCUGCUGGCAAAAAGAGAAGGAAGAAAUAA
Messenger RNA from Fulmarus glacialis (Northern fulmar), 2577 nucleotides. RefSeq names its product radial spoke head 10 homolog B-like. The record is from RefSeq and is a predicted model, not a curated record. The coding region runs from base 1 to 2577 and encodes 858 amino acids. NCBI's taxonomy places the organism in Eukaryota, Metazoa, Chordata, Aves, Procellariiformes, Procellariidae. The transcript has 19 exons.